AUGUUGAAAACUUUGGAUUUUUGUGGCCGACGAGCGCACUUUUUAAAAAAUUGCGCUCAAUCACUAUCAUCAUCGUUUGUACGAAUCGAAAAUCAUAUUAAUCGGAAUAAUAUUUAUCGAGAAACGAGAAGAAAUCUACAGUUAGAAGAAAGGAGAUUGUCAAAAGCGAGAGUUUUUGGACCUGUCGAACCUCCUAAGGAUCUUACUUUUAAAAUCGUGGAAGAACGCGUUCUAAAGGCAAUACGUGAAUGGGAUCGUUUUCCACAAGACAGAAAUGAUAAAUUAACAGUAAAUGCCGAUUUCGUAAAAGAUCUAGGCUUCGAUUCUCUCGAUCAUGUUGAAAUAAUUUUAUCGUUAGAAAAUGAAUUUGGUUUCGAAAUACCCGAUGAAGAUGCUGUUAAAAUGAAAACUCCUAAAGAUAUUUGCAAAUAUAUUUGUGAACGAGAAGAUGUCUAUGAAUAA
Dracunculus medinensis (Guinea worm) is the source of this 462-nucleotide messenger RNA. The record is from the annotation of a GenBank genome assembly. NCBI's taxonomy places the organism in Eukaryota, Metazoa, Nematoda, Chromadorea, Rhabditida, Dracunculidae.